CUCCCAAAAUCCAAGUUUAUCCCUCUCUUCCUCUCUCUUUCUCACUCCCAACUAUAAAUAUGUGCCCUCUGUUGUUGCGGUUUCUCAUUCCGGCAGAAAAGAAGCAAGGCCUGAAACUCUGAAAGAAAAAAACUGAAAAGCUUGUGAAGGGAAGCCAUGGGAGAAGCGCCUUCACUCUUCAUUUUGCUUGCAGUCUUCACCUUCCUUCUGAUUCACAUCAUUAGGCUGUUCCCAUUCACCAACUCAUCCAAGUCGUCUUCUUCUCCACCCACAUAUGGCCCCAAAUCUUACCCCAUCAUUGGCUCUGCUCUUUCCUUCUAUGCCAACAUCCACCGCCUCCCCGAAUACAUGACGGGUCUCCUCCGCCAGUCCCCCACCCUCACCAUCAUCAUCCACCGCCCGUUUGGCUCCAAAAUGCUCGUCACUGCCAAUCCCGCCAACGUUGAGCACAUCCUGAAGACCAAGUUUCAUUCCUAUCCCAAGGGUCCCGACUCUUAUGCCAUGUUCCACGACCUCCUCGGCGACGGCAUCUUCAAUGCCGACGGCGAGACCUGGAAGAUGCAGAGAAAGAUAGCCAGCCGUGAGUUCAGCACUCGUUCCCUCCGUAAAUUCGUCGAUACCGUCGUUAAUUCAGAGAUCUCCGGCCGCCUCCUCCCCCUUCUCAGCUCCGCGGCAGCUGGAAAAACGACAUUAGAUCUCCAGGAUGUGCUUCAACGAUUUGCGUUCGAUAACAUCUGCAAGAUUGCUUUCGGCUCCGACCCCGGCUGCCUUGACCCCUCAGUCACUUCCUCUGGGUUCACCUCUGCUUUUAAUCUGGCGGCACGGGUCACCAGUGUUCGUUUCAGAUACCUCUCUCCAGUGGUUUGGAAACUCAAGCGUGCAUUCGGUUUGGGGGACGAAGGCGAACUAGGAACCGCUGUUCGCCAGGUCGAUGAAUAUGCAAGAAAUCUGAUUCGCAAGAAAAAACAGCAAGGGAUCUCUUCGACGGAAGAUUUGGAUCUUCUGUCGAGAUUUAUGAGCACCGACGAUGUUGGUGAGGAUUUCCUCAAAGACAUAGUCGUCAGCUUCAUACUUGCAGGCAUGGACACAACUUCUGCGGCACUGACAUGGUUCUUCUGGCUGCUCUCUUCCCACAGAGGCGUGGAAGAGAAGAUCCUGAAAGAGAUAUCUGACAUUAGAGAGGAAGCACUCGGCCUCGAUGAGACAAAGGAGAUGGUUUACUUGCAUGCUGCGAUCUGUGAGACCAUGAGACUCUACCCGCCAGUACCAGUCGACAGCAAGUAUGCGGCGGAAGACGAUGUCUUCCCGGACGGCACUGCGGUAUCGAAAGGUUCGAGGGUGAUCUUCGAUCCUUACGCCAUGGGCAGGAUGGAGAAGCUGUGGGGGAAGGACUGCGAGGAGUUCCGGCCGGAGAGGUGGCUGAAGAACGACGAUGAAAUGGCAGGGAGGAUGAAACUUGUCGCCGAUGACCCGUACAAGUACCCGGUGUUUCAAGCUGGACCCAGGCUGUGUCUAGGGAAGGAAAUGGCCUUUCUUCAGAUGAAGAGCAUCGCCAACGCAGUGCUCAGGCACUUUAAGGUCGUGCCGGUGCCGGAUUUUCAGCCAGAGUUCUAUGCCUCCCUCACAAGCAAAAUGAGGGGCGGUUUCCCGGUAAAAAUCGAAGAGAGGAAAACGGGUGUGUAAGUGGAAGACUGAGACGAUAUAUUAACGGUAGCUUCAAGCAAAGUCCUUAAUUUUCCAACCAUAUGUUAGAACUUAGAUCUUAGUUCUAGUCCACUUGCGUUUCCUUCCCUGACGUAAAUGUUGUUUGUUUUAUACCCUUUUAAGUGUUAUAUAUAUUAUCGUUUGCACUAAAAAAAAGUGACAUUUAUAAGAAUCAAAUAUAAACUGCACAUCAAUCAAGCCAGGAACCAGGCACAUGCUUUCUAUCAACGUGAACACAUAAAUGUUAAGAAUAUGUUGUCGGCCAGCACACCACAAUAAUUUAACGCUUCGAUGGGGGCGGUCCCCUUGUUCAAUUGGAGGCAAACCGGUUCGAUAUUAUGGCCAAUGCAAGAGCACAAUGUGUCAUUUUCAAUAUGUUUCUGUAUUUAAAAAUUUUUCUUCUAUAGAAAUUUUCAUUUAUUUUUCA
This is a messenger RNA of Nymphaea colorata (pocket water lily), 2131 nucleotides long. Its product is annotated as cytochrome P450 94A2-like. Gene Ontology annotation, molecular function: oxidoreductase activity, acting on paired donors, with incorporation or reduction of molecular oxygen; iron ion binding; monooxygenase activity. The transcript has a single exon. NCBI's taxonomy places the organism in Eukaryota, Viridiplantae, Streptophyta, Magnoliopsida, Nymphaeales, Nymphaeaceae. The record is from RefSeq and is a predicted model, not a curated record. Bases 157 to 1683 code for a protein of 508 amino acids.